AUGGUCUGUCUAGAUCAUGCCAGAGGCCUCGCAGCCGUUGUGUUCGGCCUCACACUCCUCGCAACCCCAGCAUCAUCACUUCAAACCACCCUUGAGCCACGCCAAAAGAAGAAUGCUACAAGUCCAUACACGGACGCGGUCUCAGACUACGUUAACUCACUCGAUAAAGAGCUCUGGUCAAUCAACAAGAACAUCCACGACAAUCCCGAGCUUGGAUAUAAAGAGUUCAAAGCUCACAAGCUUCUCACAUCGUUCAUGAAGAAGCAGAAGGGAUGGAACGUAACCGAUACAGUUGGUGGAAUCGACACUGCUUUCAUGGCCGUGUUCGAUGGCUCAGGCGAUGGUCCUGUCGUGAGCUUCAAUGCCGAGUACGAUGCGCUAGAGGGACUGGGACAUGCCUGUGGCCAUAACUUGAUUGCGACAGCAUCGCUAGGUGGCGCUCUUGCAACCGCUGAGAUCAUGCGCAAGGAGAAGCUUGGUGGCAAGGUCAUUCUCUUUGGCACACCAGCUGAAGAAUCUCUCGGUGGAAAGGUCAAGAUGCUCGAAGCUGGCGUCUUCAAGGACGCCAAGAUUGACAUCUCUCUGAUCUCACAUCCCAGCAACGGCCCCGACACGCCGUACAUGCUGGCCCAGUCAACAGAUCGUGUCGAUGUUGAGUACACAGGUCGUGAGGCUCAUGCUGCGGCCGGGCCAUGGGAAGGCAUCAAUGCACAAGACGCACUUCUCCUCGCCAACAGUGCUCUGUCCUAUAUGCGCCAGCAGAUGCGCACAACAGAUCGUGUCCAUGGAAUCAUCCACUCAGCAGGAACUCGUAUCAACGUUAUUCCUGCCGAUGCAUCAGGAAGCUACCAGCUCCGCGCCGCCAAUGAGGAACAACUCGAAGAGCUCUCAGACCGUGUGUACAACUGCUUUAAGGCUGGUGCUCUCGGCACAGGCGCAAAGAUGAACUUCACAACACGACCAUACGGCUACGCCAACAUGAACAAUAAUGACGGUCUCGCUGCAUCAUACACACGCUGGUUCGAGGAGCUUGGCGGUGACCUCCCCGAUGCUGAUGUCGACAAGAUGCGAGAGCCCGGUGGUUCAACUGAUCAAGGCAAUAUCAGCCAGGACUUCCCAGCUAUCAGCCCAAUGUUCCAGAUCACCUUUGCCAAUGGCACGGUUCCAAAGAGUGGCCCUCAUACUGCGCCCUUCGAAGUCGCAGCGGGAAGCAAGCCCGCUUUCGAGAAGGCACUUAUGGUGGCGAAGGGUCUCGCUGGUGUUGCUGUGGAUGUUUUGACGGUCGAUGGACUGUUGGAUGAGAUUAAGGACGAGUUCAAGAAGACAAAGUCCUCUGCUCGACGAAGGAGAUAA
Molecule: messenger RNA, 1353 nt
Organism: Fusarium mangiferae
Lineage: Eukaryota; Fungi; Ascomycota; Sordariomycetes; Hypocreales; Nectriaceae
Exons: 1
Coding region: 1-1353 (450 amino acids)
Molecular function (GO): dipeptidase activity
Source: RefSeq, a predicted model, not a curated record